Molecule: messenger RNA, 339 nt
Organism: Homalodisca vitripennis (glassy-winged sharpshooter)
Lineage: Eukaryota; Metazoa; Arthropoda; Insecta; Hemiptera; Cicadellidae
Product: aspartate and serine-rich protein-like
Exons: 2
Coding region: 1-339 (112 amino acids)
Source: RefSeq, a predicted model, not a curated record
AUGGGAGCACAGAAGCGCAAGAUGGAUGGAGGAAUCAAGUCAGGCCCAGUUCCCUUGGAAGUGUCCAAUGAAGAAAGUUUCCUCUCCACAUCCUCAACCCCAAACGAACAAGACGACAUAUUGAUCUGGGAAAGUGAUGAUUCAGACAGUGAUGAAGAGGCAAAAGAAUCCGAAACAAAUGACGAUGAUACCGCUAGCGUCAGCCAGAGUACAAGUAAUAUGGGAGAAUUACAAGAAAGCUACGAAGAUUUGCAGGCUCAAAAGGAAAUUACUGAUAAAAACACCAAAAGCUUAAAAGCAAAAUCUACCACACCAAAAGAAAAGAGUUCUAACCACUAG